Paracoccidioides brasiliensis Pb18 is the source of this 354-nucleotide messenger RNA. RefSeq lists its product as uncharacterized. Gene Ontology annotation, biological process: cellular heat acclimation. The coding region runs from base 1 to 354 and encodes 117 amino acids. Gene Ontology annotation, cellular component: nucleus; cytosol. The record is from RefSeq and is a predicted model, not a curated record. The transcript has 3 exons. Gene Ontology annotation, molecular function: transcription corepressor activity.
AUGGAGUUAUCCGAGGCAGCAAAUGUCGCAUAUCUUCCAAGCCAGGAGAGCGGCUCAAACCUUCCGAUAAACAACAUGUCAACCCCAACGCGAAGGCCCUCGCAGCUGCGCUCGAAUAACAACAGUACUGGCACCGACAACAAGCGCUCGUCAAUACAGGAGCCAACGACAGCAGGGGACGAGAGCUCAAACCAACUAGCUCAAGCAGUUGACGAAUUACUAGAUCAGCUCCAGGAUAAAUUUGACAAAGUCUCGGCGGAGAUCUUUGAGAAAUUGGAUGACAUGAUGCGUAGACUUGACCAGCUAGAGGCGUCCCUUACCACUUCCACCGAAACACAUGCGGCGACGACCUGA